This is a messenger RNA of Clarias gariepinus (North African catfish), 5279 nucleotides long. RefSeq names its product small G protein signaling modulator 2 (gene sgsm2). Bases 42 to 3221 code for a protein of 1059 amino acids. The record is from RefSeq and is a predicted model, not a curated record. Gene Ontology annotation, molecular function: GTPase activator activity. The transcript has 24 exons. Lineage: Eukaryota; Metazoa; Chordata; Actinopteri; Siluriformes; Clariidae.
UGUGUGAAAUCGGUUUAUGCUGUGCGCUGGGUGUCGGGGCGAUGGGUUCAUCGACGGAGGAAGAAUUUAAAGAAAAAUUGCUGUGGAACGUGAAACGGGAGGUGAAGCAGAUUAUGGAGGAGGCAGUCACCAAGAAAUUCGUACACGAAGACAGCAGCCAUGUCAUCGCUCUGUGCAGUGCUAUUGAGGCUUGCCUGGGUCACAUGCUGAAGCGCAGGGCCGCAGGCUUCCUCCGCAGCGAUAAGAUCGCCGCCCUCUUCACCAAGAUCGGGAAGGUGUACGCCACGGCCGAAGAGGUGUGCCGCAAGGUCCAGGAGCAGCUCCAGCAACAGGCUGACAUCUCCAGAAGAACCCAGAGCACAAGUGGACAGGAGCCUCUCCGCAGGCAGGGUUCCUCCGCAGGCCGAGUUCCUCAGCCUCUCUCAGCUCAGGCCAUCAAACACAUCUGGGUGCGCACUGCCCUUUUUGAUAAGGUCCUGGACAAAAUAGUGCAAUAUAUUGUGGAUAACUCAAGCAAGUAUUAUGAAAAAGAAGCACUGAUGCAUGACUCCGUGUUCGGCCCUAUUUUGGCGGCGCUUCUGGUUGGACCGUGUGCUCUGGAGUACACCAAGUUAAAGACGUCAGACCACUUCUGGACAGAUCCUUCAGCCAAUGAGCUUGUCCAGAGGCACCGGAUCCAUGGAGCACAUCGAGGACAGGAGGCAUCGCCCAGUCGCAGGCCUGCUCUCGGGAUCCGUAAGCGACAGUCCAGCGGGAGCAUGUCCGAGGAUAAGUUUGCAGCCUCUGCGAGGGAGUAUGUGGAGUCCCUUCAUCAAAACUCGCGUGUGCAUCUACUUUACGGAAAGAACAACGUGCUCGUUCAGCCGAAGAAGGACAUGGAGGUGUUAAGGGGUUACCUGUCUCUACAUCAGACUGCUGACACACUCACGCUGAAAUGGACGCCCAACCAGUUAAUCAACGGCACUCUGGGGGACUGUGACUUGGAGAAGAGUAUUUAUUGGGACUACGCGUUGACUGUACCCUUAAGACAGAUCGUCUGCAUCCACUGUCACCAACGACCUGAUUGCGGUGGGACUCUGGUGUUGGUAAGUCAGGAUGGGAUCCAGCGGCCCCCUCUUCACUUCCCCCCUGGAGGUCACCUGCUGGCAUUUUUGUCCUGCCUGGAGACUGGCUUACUACCCCGGGGACAACUGGAGCCUCCACUCUGGUCCCAGAAGGGCAAGGGUAAAGUCUUCCCCAAGCUGCGUAAAAGAAACAGCACGGCUCGGUUGGUGGAUCAGGACAGCGAUGACGAGCCUGUUGCUGCGGACUACGUGUUCCGCAUCGUAUACCCAGGACACCGCCACGACUCCAUCACUAUAAACUACCACCACACCACGGGCAGUCGCGCGCCCUCUCUGGACGACGAUGAGGAGGAGGAAGAUAGACUUCACGCAAUGAUCUCAAUGAUCUGCUCGCGGAACCUCACAGACCCUAAUGUCAUGAAAGACCACGGGGAGGUGAUGGAGAUGCCGGGCUUAGGAGGCAGCCCGUCGUCAUGGCAGCAAGCCGAGAACGCCAGCCAUGCUUCGUCGUGCCUGUCGUGCUCUGCUGGGGGCGGUAGCUUGUCCGUAGAGCUUCCUGGAGCGUGUAACUGCAUGCAUGACCGAAUCCCCCUCAAGAUGCUGUGUCAUAACAUGAAGAGGCAGAUCGUCUCUAGAGCCUUCUACGGCUGGCUAGCCUACUGUCGGCAUCUGUCCACCGUGAGAACGCAUCUGUCUGCGCUGGUCAACCACAACAUCGUGCCACCGGACAAACCCUGUGAAGCAUCUGGAGGCCUCAGCAAAGACAUCUGGAGCAAAUAUCAAAAAGACUGCAAGAACUACAAGGAGCUCGAGCUACUGCGGUUGGUCUAUUACGGCGGCGUGCAGCACGAGAUCAGGAAAGAGGUGUGGCCGUUUUUGUUGGGCCAUUAUAAGUUCGGCAUGGGGAAGAAAGACAUGACGCAGAUUGACGAGAAGAUCGCAGCACGCUACAAACAGGUGAUGAGAGAGUGGAAGGCCUGCGAGGUGAUCGUGAAGCAGCGGGAGAAGGAGAUGCAGUCGGCCAUUUUCGCCAAACUCUCAUCGGGCAGCAGCAUCGACAGCCACGUCAUGAAACUCAUCCACAGAGACUCGACUCUCAGCAAUGAGGUGUUCAUGUCAGUGGACGAACCCGAUGGGCUCAGUCAGGACACUCCGUGCGAGAACGAUAACACCCCCACCAUGACCACAGUGGUUAAUCCAGUGGCCCUGGCUCCUGACGAGAGGUCGCUAGUCGAGUUUGACUCUCCAGACUCUGGACUCCCUUCUUCUAGGAACUACUCAGUAGCUUCCGCACACUCCCAGAUUCUGUCUAGUAUCGAUGAUGGACAGAGUAUGGAGGAGGAACCGGGAGACGAGGCCACAACUAGGGGUGGACCGGGAGAACCGAGUGCGCGAGACUCGCUGAGUGAGGACAGGCUGUGCAGUCAGCUGGAUAAGCUGGUCACUAACAGUGAGGACACUCCACCAUCAUUCUCCUCGUAUACGAUCGAGCUAUUGGACUCAGUCGCCCUGAACCUGCACAGGAUAGACAAAGAUGUUGCACGCUGCGACCGCAACUACUACUACUUCACCACGAGCAACCUGGAGAAACUGCGAAAUAUUAUGUGCAGUUACGUGUGGGAGCAUCUAGAGGUGGGCUACGUGCAGGGCAUGUGUGACCUCCUGGCCCCUCUGAUGGUCAUUUUGGAUGAUGAAUGCCUUGCCUAUAGCUGUUUCACACAGCUAAUGAAGAGGAUGAGUCAGAAUUUCCCCACUGGAGGAGCCAUGGACACUCAUUUCGCCAAUAUGAGGUCCUUAAUUCAGAUCCUCGACUCCGAGUUGUUUGAGCUGAUGCACCAGAAUGGAGAUUACACUCACUUCUACUUUUGCUACCGCUGGUUCCUGUUGGACUUCAAAAGAGAGCUGCUGUAUGAGGACGUGUUUGCCGUGUGGGAGGUGAUCUGGGUGGCCCCCCGUAUCUCCUCGCGGCAUUUCGUGUUGUUCAUUGCACUGGCGCUGGUGGAGGUGUACCGGGAAAUCAUCCGUGACAACAACAUGGACUUCACAGACAUCAUCAAGUUCUUCAACGAAAUGGCCGAGCGGCACGACGUCCAGCACAUCCUGAGGAUAGCCCGCGAGCUGGUGCACAAGGUGCAAACACUCAUCGAGAACAAGUGACGCUCACGUCCUGCUUCCUCACUAUUUCUCAUUCCUCCUUGCCCCUAUGGUCCCGUCAGCAAUCCCUCUGUUCAGAGAUAGAGGGGGACCGAGAGCACGCUGGCUCUCAGUGACUCCCCGGGUAAAGCGAUGACUCUGAUCGGCACCUGCAAUUACACUGAAUGGCCUGAAAUCGUCCUCUUUCUGUAUCCUUUGCCUGUAACGGAACGCCAUUGUGUCGGCUGUUGGAGUUGUCUGCAUGCAUGUGGGAUUUGAGCACACUGUGACUGAUCGAUUUUUUUUCUUUCUUUCCUUCUUUUUUGCCUGUCCACUCGUCCACAGGAUCCACCGGGUCUUUUUAGUGUCAACUUUCUAAAAACAAAAGAAAAACAUGACUUCAGCCUCAAGAUUGCCACAAUGUAGGUCUGUUUUACCAAUGACUGUUUUUCCUCUCUGCCAAAUGUACAGAAAGUAUUCCGCACUUAUCAGUGACUCUCAGGAGGAUCCCUUCUUCUUUUCGUUUUUUUCCGUCUGCCUUUAUUAGAUAUGGGACUAAAAACAGUAGAGCACAUUUUUCUGCACCCACAGAACCUGACAUUACAGAAGCUGCCUAAAGCCAUGAAGAAGUCAUUAAAGCAUCGAUUUGUGACCAAAAGGACUGUGCCAGUUAUAUAUAUAACCUUAUCAUGGUAUUUGUCUACCUUGUAUUUGUCUUUGACUUUGCUGGCCUUGUUUUCUCUCCUAGAUCUUCUGGAACACUACUAAGGGGAAAAAAAGGCUACUUUUGCACUUUUGCACAACCCUCCCUUCCUCAGUCCGAAAGAGGGAAAAGGGGAAGUGUAAGCCCCACCCAGCUACCCAAAUCCCCCCCCGGUUAAGGGGUUCGCUCUGAAAUGAGAUUGACGUGGAGACACGGGGGCGAGACGCUUCCAAACGAUGGCCGUGUGAAAACUGAUGUGUCUCGGCGUGUGCGCAUAUUCAAGAAUGGUGCAUGACUUUUUUUUACACACUAGUAAACUAGUAUGUAACUCUCCACUCAUUGCAGCUUUAGUAAGAAAGCACUCUGAAGUAUGGUCUUUCCGAUCAGUAUAGACAUUCCUGAAAAUCGUCCCGCAGAGGACGGUCACUCUUACGUUUCAGCCAAAGCUCCGUCUCGGUACACACGGCACUCCCAAGUGCUCAGAACAUAAAUUUGCCCCAUCAAGUCUUCCCCUAUCCUGAGCUACUGCUGCUUAAUUCCUCAUUCCCCUUCAGAUUCUUUGUAAUGUUACAAAGCUUUGCGUAUCUGUUAUCAGGUAAUGUAACACUUCCUUAGUGGCCCUCCAUAGAUUCUGUGCCUCAGACCCUGCUAAUCAUCUCGUGAGCGUCUACUGUACUGUACUGUAUGUGUGAGGGACAUGAUGCAUCCUACGAACGAUUACUUCCAAAAGGAGCUUGUGUACCAAAGCCUCCAGAACACCGUCCUUAGUGUCAUACAGUUGUGCAACCUCCAUGCAGAACUCAAAGACUGUUGAAUGAAAAUAAAUCAUCUUAAUUUUUACUGUGAUGCAUUUAAUUUAUUAACCGCCCCCCUCCCUAAUCCUAACGUCUCCCCUCCAUGUCCUGCUACUGUAGUGUAGAUAGAAGGAUAGAGAAGAAAAAGCCCAGGAGUUCUUCGAUUCCCAUAAAGGCGACUGUAUUUCCAACGUUAUUUUUGACUUUCGGUUGUAGAGAUGUGCUUCAGUGAACCCUGUAUAACUGGAGAACUGUACAGUUCGAAUGUGGGAAGCCUUUGUUACAUGUUGACUGUUACGGUCCUUAUUCAUGUUCGUGCCCUGGAUUCUAUGGAUUUCGAAAUGAUAUAUUUUGUUUUGGAUGCCAAACUCUGAAUGCUGAAGUAUGUAUUUUAAUGGAUGUAUACUUUUACCUUGAAUGUAUUACAAAAGAAAAAAAAAGUUGUUCCUAAAAUAUUUUGACACAAUCAAGUUUCAUUUGUCCAAAUAUAUUUGCUUUUAAAACAGAAAAUUCAGAUCUUUGUAUAUUUACAGCUGUACCAUGAGGAAACUUCGGCAACAGUGAUGCGUGCCUACGAAGCACCUC